Messenger RNA from Tarenaya hassleriana, 366 nucleotides. RefSeq names its product probable WRKY transcription factor 19. The annotation marks the transcript as partial. NCBI's taxonomy places the organism in Eukaryota, Viridiplantae, Streptophyta, Magnoliopsida, Brassicales, Cleomaceae. The record is from RefSeq and is a predicted model, not a curated record. The transcript has a single exon.
CGUUUGCAAACUCUGCCUGCCAUGGUUAAUUUAAAAUCCCUAGAAGUUCUUAAUCUGUCUGGGUGCUCAGAGCUCGAGAAUAUCCAGGAUUUCUCAGAAAAUAUAAGAGAGAUAUAUCUCUCUGGGACUGCAAUAAGAGAAGUUCCUUCAUCGAUCGAGAAUCUCAGCAAACUUGCUAUACUAGAUUUAGAAAAUUGCAAAAGGCUUCAGCACCUGCCGAUGGGAGUGAGUUACUUGAAAUCGCUUGGGACCCUUAAGCUGUCUGGCUGCUCAAAUCUGGUGGGCCUUCAAAAUCUUGAUGCAUUAUAUCUAAGAUGCUUGCAACAUCUCGAUGCAACAAAGACGACAACCAUGGAAGAAUCCUCA